UUGAGUUAACUAAUGAAUACUUAACUUCUUCCCGGUAGGCUCGUUUUGGGUUUCUCUUCUCCGUCGUAAGAAAUGGGGACCAAUCUGAGAUCCGUGAUCUAUGUAUUUCUUCUCCUCUUCGUCGUCGUCUUCACCGUCAACGCUCAAAAUCGGAGACCCAAGAAUGUUCAGGUGGCUGUUAAAGCUAAGUGGCAGGGUACUCCUCUUCUCCUCGAGGCUGGAGAGUUGAUUUCGAAAGAAUCGAAGCAGCUUUUCUGGGAGUUCAACGAAGCUUGGCUUGGUUCCGAUGGAGAUUCCGAUUGUAAAUCGGCUAGAGAUUGUCUCCUCAAGAUAUCUACACAGGCCUCUGCGUUAUUGGCUAAGCCCGUGGCUUCUCUUUUUCAAUUCUCGCUUACUCUGAGAUCCGCGUCGCCCCGGGUUGUGCUUUACCGUCAAUUGGCUGAUGAGUCUCUCUCUUCCUUCCCUCACGGAGAUGAUCCGUCAGCGAGUCACUGCUGUUGGGUCGAUACUGGCUCUUCACUCUUUUACGAUGUUGCGGAUCUCCUCCCCUGGCUCGCUUCUCCUCCUACUGCUGGAGGAGACGCUGCUCAGGGGCCUGAGCUCUUUGACUUUGAUCACGUUCAUUUUGAUUCGAAAGCUGGAACUCCAGUUGCUGUUCUAUACGGGGCUGUUGGGACUGAUUGCUUUAGGGAAUUUCACCUCUCGCUUGCUCAAGCCGCUAAGGAGGGGAAAGUUACGUAUGUUGUUAGACCAGUAUUACCUUCUGGCUGUGAAAGCAAAACGAGGCCCUGUGGUGCUAUAGGGGCAAGGGAUAAUGUUAGCUUAGCUGGUUAUGGUGUGGAGCUUGCUUUGAAGAACAUGGAGUACAAGGCAAUGGAUGAUAGUGCUAUAAAGAAAGGUAUCACUCUUGAAGAUCCCAGGACUGAAGAUCUUAGUCAAGAUGUUAGGGGUUUUAUAUUCUCUAAAAUCCUGGACAGGAAACCCGAGCUAAGAUCAGAAGUCAUGGCUUUUAGGGAUUAUCUCCUAUCAUCAACUGUAUCAGAUACGCUUGAUGUUUGGGAGCUCAAAGAUUUAGGACACCAAACAGCCCAGCGAAUAGUCCAUGCCUCUGAUCCUUUGCAAUCUAUGCAAGAAAUCAAUCAAAACUUUCCAAGCGUUGUUUCUUCAUUAUCUCGCAUGAAGCUCAAUGAAUCAAUCAAAGAAGAGAUACUUUCAAACCAGAGAAUGGUUCCCCCUGGCAAGGCUUUGUUGGCUCUGAAUGGUGCCCUGUUAAACAUUGAAGAUAUGGACCUAUACAUGUUGAUGGAUUUGGCUCAUCAGGAGUUGUCCCUGGCCAACCAGUUUUCAAAGCUUAAGAUACCUGAUGGAGCCAUACGGAAACUUUUACUAACUACCCCUCUCCCGGAGCCGGAUUCAUAUCGGGUUGAUUUCCGUUCUGAGCAUGUUAAUUAUCUCAACAAUCUGGAGGAGGAUGAUAUGUACAAGCGCUGGCGGAGUAAUCUUAACGAGAUUUUGAUGCCUGCCUUCCCUGGGCAACUACGUUACAUCCGAAAGAACCUAUUCCAUGCAGUUUACGUCAUUGAUCCAGCCACUGUCUGCGGUCUUGAGUCCAUUGACACACUAAGAUCUUUAUACGAAAACCAAGUCCCUGUGAGAUUUGGGGUGAUAUUAUAUUCCACUCAACUAAUCAAGAAUAUCGAGGAUAAUGGUGGUCAAAUCCAGUCUUAUGAUGCAGAGACAAAUGCCCACGUUAAAGAGGACAUAUCCACUACGAUCAUACGUCUUUUUCUGUACAUCAAGGAGCACCAUGGGAUUCAAACAGCUUUUCAGUUUUUGGGAAAUGUAAUAUACACUAACAUUUACUCAUAGCUAGAAGCGUCUUGA
This is a messenger RNA of Brassica oleracea var. oleracea, 1884 nucleotides long. Its product is annotated as UDP-glucose:glycoprotein glucosyltransferase-like. The transcript has 13 exons. The record is from RefSeq and is a predicted model, not a curated record. Gene Ontology annotation, cellular component: endoplasmic reticulum. Bases 73 to 1869 code for a protein of 598 amino acids. Gene Ontology annotation, molecular function: UDP-glucose:glycoprotein glucosyltransferase activity. NCBI's taxonomy places the organism in Eukaryota, Viridiplantae, Streptophyta, Magnoliopsida, Brassicales, Brassicaceae.